AUGACAAUGAAUGAUCAACUAGUUGCACAAAAGUUAAACAUAACUUCACCUCAAGUAUUUUCGUUUCAAAUUCUAUGUGCUGCUGACCAAAAGUUCGAUGAUUUUGAUGAUGCUAUCAACAGGUAUGUUCGUAGUGAGGGCCCCAAAAUCGAAAUAAUAUUAAAAGAAUAUAUUGAAAAAGCAAAAACUUCUCUGUUCUUUGUAUGCGACAUCGGAGGACAGGACGAUAAAUUUAUUCGAAAUCAUCAAGAGCAUUGGAUUGCAUGUGUUAUAGUAACAUUUAAUGGAAAAUCUUCAGUGUUUAUUAAAGAUUCAUUGGAAUCAGAAGAAUAUAUCAGUGAAAAAACAGCUUUUCUAAAAUUUAUCGAACAGAAAUUUGUUGACCAUUCAGCAAUUAGCUUCGUCGAACAUUGUACUAGAGAAGAAUAUACAGUUAGUGGUAGCGAUAUUUCAAUUGCGUUGAAUAACUUGAAAAUAAUGAUAGAGCUUUUCAAAACUGAAAACAAAGAAAAUUUUGAAAAACUAUUCCAAGAGGCAAAAUUCUGUACUGUGCAUAGCAUUAACGUUGAUUUUGAUAGGUUAAUCGUGAAAGUAGGACUAAAAAAUCGCUUUAGAUUGAAGCCCGCAUUGCAGAAAAUUCUUUCCGCCUUACAACGGGUAAUCGACAAAGACAACGAAUAUAAACUAGAAAAUACUGAAUUGAUGAAAUUAAUUGAUACAUUAGGAAGUAUCAAUUUUUCGCCUAGAGAGAACGAUGAGAUCAAUUUAAAAGAUAUUGUAAUCGAUUUAAUUGUAAUCUUGAAGGGGAGAGGACAAAAUUUAGAUGAAGGUAGUCAAAAGAAAAUAAUUAAAUAUUUCGAUGAUAAUAAAGACCGAUACAUUGAAAAUGUUAAAGACUUCGAUAGAACGCUUCGACAAGACAGCCGAAAUAGCCAGAUCAUGGGAUGCUUAGGUCUUGCUUUGAAAGAUCUUUUAAAAUUUUUUACAUGUAUUGAAAAGUUGAUGCCCGAUAGAUUAACGAUAGCAGAUCUUGAUGCAUUGUUCCAUCUGUUAGGAGAUACGAAUGAGCAACAUAUUUUAGAAGAACAGAGAACAGAGUUAGAAAACAAGCUAAGCAACGUUACUGAUCAAAAUGCACCAAUGGAUAUCAAUUAUGAAUUGAGUGAUGUGCGGCAGAAACUUGAAUAUUUUGCUAGAAAAGCAGAAGUUCGUGAGAUGGCCGAUAUAGAUGAUUUAAUGAUAAUAAUCGGAAGAAAAUCAGAAAAACAUGAGCAAGUUAUGCUUGCACGAGAAGCUGUUGAUCAAACUCUACUAGCAGGGAAAUCAACAGAAAGCCGAGAAGUGGCAUUAGCUGUGAUUAAAAUAUUGAACUUCAUCGAUUUAUCUAAAUAUAACCAAAUUGAAGAAGCAAUAGACGCAGUACUAUGCAACGUAAUAUCACAAAUACCGCUGAAUGAAGGAAAGCUCAUUUUAAUUCUAUGUCAGAAAUUACCGUUAGACAAACGUUCCAGUUUAUUUAGAUUUAUGUAUGAAAUAUUGAUCGAUAAUGAAGACAAAGAAUUAAGAGAGCAGGCUUUCAAAAUAUUACAAUCGUGUAAUUUGCAUUCGGAAGAUCUAGAACAUAUAGUUAGCGCAGUUCAAUUAGAAGAAAAGUGUAUGCAGAAUAACGAAAGUAUAAUCGACGAUUUGUUACAACGAGUAAAAGUUCGAAAUAAGUUAACAUUGAACUGCUUUGAGCAACUAACAAAAUAUUUUCACAAUGAUGCAACUAAUGUAGUAAUCAAUGAAAUUGUAGAACAUGGAAUACAACAGUUACCUAAGUUUUUUGUUGAAAAAUGUAUAGAUUAUGUACAAUUAACAGCUGCUAGUGACAAAGAUCAAUCUAGUAUUGUAAGUUUAUGUAACGUAUUGCUUAAAGGCCAAUAUAUUUGUUUGUCACAAAUUCAAAACAUUGUGGAAAAACUUAUCGACGAUGAAAAUUCAAAUGUCGCCAUCUAUGAUAUGCUGUCGAUCGAAAUUAAAAAUGAACAUUCUAUUCCGGCAUCCAUUGUUAAUAAACUUAAACUUAGCGCACAGAAUAAUGAGUACGCCGCAAAUUUGAUUAAACUAGUAGAAAAAGAACACAGUGAUAUUGAUAUUUUGAUAAAUUCGAGAGAAAAUUUAACAAAUCGGAAGGAGGCAUUGAAAAAAAUAAUGAAUAAUAGUGAAAAUUGUACGACAGUUAUAAUUAAAACAUUGGAAUCACUCGUAAAAUACGAUGUAGAACUUAGAACGGAUUGUUUCAAAGCAUUAGUGAACAUUCUACCUGAAGAUUAUCCACAGCAACGUAUUAAAAUCGAUUUAAUUAGUAUAUCGGAAUGCCUUGAUUACGAUGACGAUAUUGAUCUUGAAGAUAUUUCUACCUUAGUGAAAAAAAAUAGAAGUGUCGAUCUCUCACAGAUUGUAACGCUUAUCAUUCAUCGCAUCGAUAUUGACGGCGAAGCAGCAUUGAAUCUAUUAAGUGAAAUUUCUCAUUUUGAAUUACAAGUAUUUGAUCAAAUGCAAAUUAAACUCUUACUAACAGUAGCUUUCGAGAGUACAGAUUUUGAUUUUCGUGUAAAAAUAAUUGAUAUUUUAGAAACUAUAAUAGGAAAAGGAUUCAGUGAUAAGACCGAAAUUUCAAAAUUGGACGACGAUGGGAAUGAGAAUGUAUAUUUUUUGACAGAAGAAUUGAACAAACUACAUGCAUUACAAAAUAAGGUCAUCAAUCAAAAUAAUCUGCUAAGUUUGAAAAAAAUCGUUGAAGAAGAAGGAUACGCCAUCACUGAAGAUUAUAUUAUAUCGCUGAUAGAGGCUUUGAAUAGUAAUGAGAAACAAGAUAUUCAUGAGAUAAUAUGUGACGUAUUAUUUCAAAUUGAUCUUAGACAAGGGUUCACUGAUGCAGUUAAUAGUGCUAUAUUCAAUACAAUUCACAAGAACCAACAACUUGUUAGUAUUGAUAGUGCAGUAGGUAUUAUUUAUAUUGGCUUCAGUCAACGAUUAGAAAUACCCGAAGAUGUAGUACAAGGUUUAUGGCAGCAAUUGAGUAAAGCUAUCGAAGAAAACACAUUGAAAUACAAUUUGAUCUACGCUGUAAGAGCAUUUGUUAUUCAACGAAAUUGGAUACCUCAGCUAGCAUUGGAGCAAAUAACGAACUCUUUGAUCAGUUCAGAUAUAGAUAUACAAUUUAAGCUUCUUCUCGCAGAUAUUCUAUCAAAUGUACUUGACAAGUGUGAUGACAAUGUGCAACUGACUCCACUUGUUACUGAAACAUUAAGGACUGUAGUACUACAGUCAAGAAAAAAAUUCAAUGAUUAUCUACUAAACAAAAUCGUCUUUCGAGCUCUCAAAGCUAGUAUUGAAGAAAAUGAGGCAUCUCAUGAUUUUCUGUCUAGAUACUAUGAGAUAUUCAAGAGACAAGAAAUCAGUUUAGAUAAAUAUUCUACUGAAGAACUGAAACCGUUGGAUCUUUACAUGGCAGAAAAAUGUCAUGCUUUAGAAAAAUUUCAAUUAAUGAAUGUGAUCAAUAAUACAUUUCUAAUGCAGCAGAAAAUUGAUACGAGCGUUUUGAGUGAAUUUCAUGAAGGCGAAUGGCGAAAAGAAAUAUUAUGUAGUGAACUGUUGACUCGCAUCUUUCUAGAAGGAGAGAUUGACGAAGGAGUAGAUGAGUUUGAGUUGCAAAAGUUUCGGGAGAAUCUAGAAUCAUUAUCUUCAUAUGCAAAUGAGCAUGAUUCAAUAGAAAAUAUUCUGCAAGCGCUGCUUGAUAAACAAAAUACUCAUAAGCUAAGCCUUGAAAUUGUAAAUGAUACACUUAUUAUGUUACAAUCGAACAUAGAAGGUGUUCAUAUUGUACAAGAUGAGUAUAAGAAUAAUUUUUACAUCGAACUACGACAAUUGUGGUUAGGCGAACGGCUAAAGUAUUUCGGAAUAGAGUAUUCUGAUGAAACUUUGGAGGCAUUCAAUGCAUGUCUACCGUAUAGAAUUGAGAUCAUCGAGGAGAUUUUGGAAAGAGUCAGAAAAGAUACAGUAAUCGAAGAAUUGAUUCACUUUUUUCAUGAUUUAUUAAAUUGUGGUCUAACACAUGACAGUAUAGAAAGUUUUUUGAUGAAUAAUAUUCCACGCGAAAAAAGUAUCACAACUUGGGGAACAAUUUUAACAGAUAGAUUAGUUGGUGUGAUACUGGUCAGAAAAUUUCGUUCUUACGGAAACUAUUUAGAAUAUAAUAAAUUGGAAUUUAGCAGAAAUACUGUGACUCACAAUGCUUACAAUCAAGCCAAUGCGAUCUACUACUACAGUGCAGAGGAUCUAGCGCGAAUAUCUACUGGCUGGAUGAGAGAGUUCGUUUCAAAUUUUAGAAUAAUUCUGCCAUUAUGGAGUCAAAAUGAUAGAACUUUGAGUACUAUCCUAACUGAUGCUUCAAAUGAAUACAAACGAGAUAGAAAGCCAACGAUUCUUAUUUUAAAUAUCGCUGGUAACCAUUGGAUAACCGUAGUACUUAUCCAUCACAACCAGAAAGACAUUGUACUCUAUAAAGAUUCCUUAGGAGAAGAUAGUUAUGUUGACGAAAAAGAAGAAAUGAAACAAUUGUUAACUAGUAAAAUUGAAAGAAUUGACUUUAAACAUCAUAGAUCUUGUGAACAAUUCGAUGACUACGAUUCAGGCGUAUUUGCUCUAUCAAAUAUGAAAAUAAUGGCAACAUUGUUAAGAGACAAUACAGAACAUUUUAUUCAUAGUUUUGAAAAUUUAAAGUUUACUUCUCAAACACAAGCUACAUAUAAUCGUGUGCAUAUGUUUCCGAAGAUGUAUGCGUUGAAUUUAUACCGAUCGUAUAGAAGGAAACAAAUAAUUGAUUAUCAUUCAGUUGAAUUGAAGUUUAUCGAAGAUAUACUCAGAAAAAAUAGACUUGUAGAAAACGAACUAAAAUUGUCGAUUGAUCUCUUGGACGAGGAGACUUUGCUUGACAAAGAUUAUCGAUAUUUAUUCAAGAUAGAAGCUAGUCAAUCGAAGACAAACAUUAUCCGCACGUUAGGAAUAACAGACGUAUAUUCAGUGAAAGGAAAUAUACUUUCAGUUUUCGAUGAUAAACUUACAGCUAUCAGUGAGAAAAAAGAAAAACUAGACUUGAUUCAAUCUGUAGCGACACUAAGUGAUAGCGAAAUUGAUGAGCUUUUGAGUCUACUAGGUGUUGAACUUACAGAAUUCAAUCGUGAUAUUUUGAAAAAAUAUUUAGGAGUUCCUAUAAAAAACUUCCUCGCUACUCGAAGUAAAGAAAUAGCGAAUGUCGAAGAUUAUGAAUCAGUGAUUCAUUUACAUAAGAAGUUGAAUAAAGUGGUUGCUGCGGGUUGGUCUAUGAAUUCGAUUAGAAAAUUAAUAGAUUUUAUCGACACAGAAGACGUAUUAACGUAUUUAUUACACGCUUUAGAUCCAAUCUAUGAAUAUAACUUGAGCGAAUACGAUAGUAAUAUGAAAGGUGAGAAUUUAUUCGAUAUCUUGAGAGCAAAUUCUUCACAAAUUUGGAGAAAAGAAAUUCAUGAGUUAGCCAUUUUCCAAACAUUCAAAGGUAGUUACGAUAAAAGCUUAGAAAUAUUAAAAACAGAGUUAUAUCAGUUCAACAGAGAUAAUCAAAUAUCGUUUCUAUGCGAUGAAAAACUGAUAACUGCAUAUGUCAAUGUUCAACAUUCAUAUAAGAGUAAAUCAAAUCUUUUCAGUGAUUUUGAUACUAUUGAACAUUGGACAUCAUCAAACAUACAGCAGUGGUCUGAAAAAGUGAAAUCACGGUCAAACGAAGUUAGUCAAAAUGAAAAAUUAGCUGUAAUAAAACGAGCUGUCGAAAUUACCAGCAAGUUCCCUCCGCGUGAAAUUCAGCUUUUGUCAGUAUUGAUACUGACAAAUCCCGAGGAAAAUAAGGGACGUCUUGCACAAAUUAAUACGGGUGAAGGUAAAACAACAAUAGUAGCAAUGCUAGCAGCAAUAAAAGCUCUCGAAGGUCAUACAGUAGAUGUGAUUACUAGUUCUCCUGAAUUAGCCAAACCACAAGCUAAACAACAGCAAGAUUUUUUUAAACAUUUUGGUUUGACAGUAUCUCAUAAUGGUAAAGACGACGGAGAAAUAAAACAACGAUAUCGGUCUGAUAUUGUUUACGGUGCAGCAGGUGAUUUUCAAGGAGACAUUUUACGAGAUGAAUACAGCAAGUUAGGUACUAGAAGUCGUCGUAAAUGUGAUAUCGCCAUAGUUGAUGAAGUCGAUUCUAUGUUGAUCGAUGGAAAAAAUCACAUGGUAAUGCUGUCGUCUCCCAUGCCGGCAAUGGACCAUUUAGAACCGCUGUUAGCAGCCAUAUGGAUACAAAUUGAAGAAGUUGCUAAAUCGAUUAAGGAUAUUGAUGGUAAAACUUAUUUCAUAGAACAGCAAGAUAUGUUUGACGAAAAUGGUAAUAUAAGAAGUGAUAUAGUAGAGAAUGCUAUUGCUAUUGAAGGAACUAAAGAAAAUUUUAUCAAAAAUUGUACAGAGAUACAUGUCAGAAGGUUACUUAGAGAUACAGAGAAUUCACCGAAAACUGAAUCAGAUAUUCCCGUUGACUAUCCAGAAAUUAAAAUUCCUAAACACUUACGAGAUUUAGUAACAAAAACUCAACUAACAAAAUGGAUCGAUAGUGCAAUCUAUGCAAAAUAUCGUUGUGAAUUUAAUAAGCAUUAUAUUCUUAAAAAAGGUAAAGUUGCUCCAGUAGAUGCAAGUAAUACAGGAAUCGUUCAACAGAAUAUGCAUUGGAGCAAUGGAUUGCAUCAGUUUUUGCAAAUAAAACAUGGUGCUAAAAUUACUCCAGAAAGUCUUAGUACGAACUUUAUUUCGAAUGUCACUUACUUUAAACGUUACAACAAGCAUAUUUACGGAUUAACAGGUACUCUUGGAAGUAUAAGUGCGAGACAGUUGCUUAAUAAUACAUAUUCUGUGGACUGCGUCAUUAUUCCGCCAUUUCGACAAAAACAAUAUAGAGAACUAACUCCAAUAAUUGUUAAUAAAGAAGCCAAACAUUGGUUUGAUAGCAUUGUUGAAAGUUGUAUAAAUAAAUUAGAGAAUGGGAGAGGAGUGCUCGUAAUUAUGAAAUUCAUCAAGGAAGUUGAUGAACUUAAAAAUCGAUUGAUUGCAGCGGGAUAUGAUGAAUCGAAAAUAAAAAUUUAUAAAACAGAAGAUGAUUCUAUGGUCAUCGGAGAUGACUUGAAACCUGGUGAAAUCAUCAUUGCAACAAAUAUUGCCGGAAGAGGAACAGAUAUUAAAGCAGAUAAAAUUGAACGAAACGGUGGUUUACACGUGUGCGUUACAUUCUUACCGCCGAACGAAAGAGUAGAACAACAGAAUGUUGGUAGAACAUCAAGAACAGGAAAUAAGGGAACUAGUCAGUUUAUUCUAUUAGAAAAAAAUGAGUUUGAAUUUAGUGUAUUAAGAAAAAUAAGAAACAUAAACGAAGAAGAUGAAAUUAUGAAAGCUGAAAGUAAAAUAAAAAAAGUAAUGCUUAGUGAUGCAAUAUUCGCAGAAUUUUGUAAGCUACUAAGUGAAAUCGAAGACAAAAAUGAUUUGUUUAUUAAAUACAAAUGCAGAGCUGUCGAGGAAAGAUUUGGCAUCUGGUUAAAAAUACAAGAAGAUAAAAUUUCAAAGGCAACAAGCGAACAACAACUAUUAGAAGAUUUUGAAAUAUUUAGAAAGCAAAUUUUAGAUCAUAGAAAAAGUAAUCAAUUAAUUCGUAAUCCAUAUUUUCAUGUAUUGAUUGGUAAUCAGAUGAUAGAUAAUAAAAAACAUCAGGAAGCUAUUAUAGAAUUUUCACGAGCAAUCGAAUUAGAUGAAUAUUUUCAAGCUAAUGCUUACUACAAUAGAGGAUAUGCUCGCAUAGUUGCAUAUGGUGGUAGUGCUAAGAAGUAUAAACAUGAAAUAGAAGAGGCUAUCAGAGACUUUAAAGAAGCGAAGAAAAUAAUUGAAGAUCGUUUAGAACCGAUGCUUCAUGUUAUUCAAAAAGCAUCUAAUUCAGAGGCUCUAUCUGAGCAAGUAGCUCACAAAAUGACUCUGUUCGGGAUACAAAAAAAUACUAUUGAAAUGGCGAUCGGUGCUGAUGUUAACAAAGAAAUCGAAGCAUUUGAAAGUCAGAAAAAGCAGCCAGGUAUAAAUAAAACUGAUCUAGAAAAAAUCAGUCAACAAAUCGAAAAUUUAAAAGCUAGUAAACGAGAACGAGAAACGGGAGCUAUUAGUAAAGCAUUAGACAAAGGAAACGAUAUGGAAAUUGAACUUUUAGAUAUAAAAAAAUCUUUACCUGAAGAUCAAGAUAUCAAUUGCUACCUAGAAGAGAUAGAAGAAUAUAAAAACAAUGGAUUCAUAGGCACUUUUCAAGUGAAAGAAAUAAAACCAAUAGAUUGGUUGUCGGUCAUUGGUUUAGCAUCUCUUGCUCUUGCUCAAAUAGUAGGAGGAGCAGCACUCGCAGUAUUUACUCUUGGCGCCGGUAGUACCAUCGGUAUGGGAUUAUUAUCUGAAGGUAUCAGCGAUCUAAUAACAGCUGUCGUCGACGGUAUUAUUAAUAGAGAUUUUAGUUGGGCAUCGUACGCUAUACAAAAAGCUAUUAGUAUGACUGUAUCGCUAGUGUGUGCAGGACUCGGAGCAAUAAAAGAUGCUGCGAAAACUGCGAUAGCAGGUGCUAAACACAUAGGAUCGGUAGCAACAAAAGUAGCUACUGAAACACUGAAAAAAGGAUGGGUGAUAGCAGCAAAAGCUAUUGGUGUCGAACUAGGCAAAGGUGUGGCUAAAAAAGUAGUAACACAACUUGUAGAUUACGGUGUAAACAAAGCUUUGAUGCCUAGUAUAGAAGAAGAGGUUAGAAAACGAAUUGAGAGUCCCAUUCAAAAUGCACUAUUGGCAAAUUCGACUGUAGAGAAAAUGCUGCGAUUAGAUGGCAAGAAUCGGAAUUGUUAUUAUCAAAAUUUAAUUAAACAGAAGGCAAUGGAACUCUUGAAUCCUCAAAACGAUCCAGAACACGUUUUACUUACUAUAACGAAAGGUAUAGCUAACGGUAUAGCUACAUGUAAAAUACAAGGUUUAUCUACAGUACUACAAAUUGCUGAGGCAGUUCAAGCUUUAGAUGAACUUCGUCAAUUUUUGCCAGGAUUCAUUGAAAGUUUGAAUAAAGCGAUCGAUGAAAUAUCCACAGCAGAAAGUGUCAUUGGCAAAAUAGAAGAACUGGAUAAACAAGAACAGACCGAGGUUCAAAGUCAGACGAAUUACGAUCCGCAGAAGACAACAGAAGAAAUAUAUGAUCAUGCCGCAUCAACUUAUGUUCCAGAGCAUCAAGAUGAAGACAUUAAUCUUGAGCUGAAUGAGAACGUAGAAGAACAAGUUACAUUAGAAAAAAGUACGAAAUCACCGGAAAGUCUUCGUCAGCAGUUAGCAAAUAGUGUAUCUAUCAAAAUGUGCUCUGUUAUACAAAAUAAGUUAAUUACUCCCGUUACUCAUGCUGGCAUUAAUUUUGGUAUGAAGAAAGUAACAGCAGGAUUAGAUAAAAGUAUACAAGAUCAGAUUGGUAAUUAUCAGGCAGAGCGAAGAAUUGAAUUUUUUCAAGAUGAGGAUAAAGACAAUAGAAUACCAGAUGAGUUUAAAAAGGGAGGAGAAGAUGAAGAAGCUGUAGAAAAGGCAGAUCAGAUGAUUGAUGAUUUGAAACGUGGUGGCGAAGCUGGAUUACCUCAUUUAGGAGCAUUAAGCGAUGAAGCUGGGCGACCCAUUAAAGUUUUAGACGAGAAUGGAAAAGUUAUACGUAUCAUUGGAGGAGAUAAAGGUGGCCUGCCUAUAGAAGUCGAGUAUCAUAAACCAACUGAAGAUAGUCCACAAGGACAUUGGACAUUACCUGGAAAUGUAGAACCUGCAGUAAACAAUACUGGUAAGAAUAAUUGCUUAUUUAAUGUAAUAGCUCACCAAACAGGAAAAGAUCCAAACCAAUUACGAGAAAAUACGGCUACUCGAAUGGAAAAUAAUAAGGAAAAUCUAGCGAAUCAGGCUCAUGAUAUUAAAAGAUUAGAGCAAUAUAAGAGUAGUGCGCUAACAAUGGGAGGAGUUCGAUUAAAAGGUAAUAGUGUAUAUCUUGAUGAUGAUGAAAUUGAUUUGAUAAUUCAAACAGUUAAUAGUUCAACCUACAGGAGAAUGGACGCUCCUAGAGGCCUCGAACUUAUCGAUGCACAUGACGACGAAGGACAACAAGUUGAAUUAAAAAGGCAUCACAUGAUUCCAGAAGCAGAAAUAAGAGAAGAGUUUGCUAAACUUGUUAACAAAUAUUCAAAUGAUAAAAACGGCUUGAAGACAGAAUUGAAUAAAUAUAUAAAUCAUCCUAAUAAUUUAAUAGGAAGGCAAGCACUCAUUAGAGCUACUGGAUUAGAUAAAGUUCCUGAGAUUCAUGAUAAUCAGUGCGGUGUAGCUAAUUCAGUCCUCGCAGCAGUAUCAUGGCACACAAAUAAUAUAAGAGUUGGACCUCCUGGAAACUUCAGGGUGGAUGAUCCUGAAGCACCAAAGAGUCAAUCAAAAAUUGAUUAUGCAGUUGCAGAUCCCGAAUCUAAAAAAAUAUUGGAUGGAUAUGCUAGAAAGAAAGGAAGUUCUAAUCCGGCAAACAUUUUAGAUGUACAAAAUAAACUUCCAAAUAAUGUAAAACAUUAUGGUUGGAAAACAACGAAACAUCCGAAAAAAAGUGCACCUAGGAUAUAUGAAGUUAAUAAAAACAUAAAGAUUGGAACUUUUUCUAAGUUUUUGAAAGAACAAACAGGGGAUAGAGCAAUAUGCAAUCCUUUUCGUGAAGGAGGCCAACGUCAAUUUCGACCAUAA
Molecule: messenger RNA, 10857 nt
Organism: Rotaria socialis
Lineage: Eukaryota; Metazoa; Rotifera; Eurotatoria; Philodinida; Philodinidae
Source: the annotation of a GenBank genome assembly